Messenger RNA from Anguilla anguilla (European eel), 6397 nucleotides. RefSeq names its product monocarboxylate transporter 1-like. The record is from RefSeq and is a predicted model, not a curated record. Lineage: Eukaryota; Metazoa; Chordata; Actinopteri; Anguilliformes; Anguillidae. Bases 471 to 1913 code for a protein of 480 amino acids. Gene Ontology annotation, cellular component: membrane. Gene Ontology annotation, biological process: monocarboxylic acid transport; transmembrane transport. Gene Ontology annotation, molecular function: monocarboxylic acid transmembrane transporter activity. The transcript is spliced from 7 exons.
GUUUCUCAUUGCCCAGAACAACUUCUUCUUGAAUGUGUUCCUCCAACUGUCAUUUUGUCUAGAAGCGGAUUCGCGUGUAUCGUGCUCGACAGGUACCCGUUCUAAGUGGACAGGAGUACCCUUCACACUCUGUGCAUUGGAGGGGGUCGGGGGGGGGCGUUAGCACUUAACAGGAAGACCUGGCUGGACCUGGACGAUUUAGUCUCCUGCGAGGGGUGCGUGUGUGUCACAGAUCCUGAGACCGUCCCAACCUGCUGUUUUUACCUUGAGCUUUUGCUGCCUGCACUGGCUGGUCCUCUGAGUGCCUUCCUUCAGAUUCACAGACAACAACCCAGCACAGACUGACAGACAGACAGACAGACAGCCAGCGGAACGAAUAAGACUACUGCAGAACGGUGGAAAACAGAGGAGGGAGGAAGAGUGUGAUUCAGCUCUGAGAAAAGCUUUGGACAGCAGCUUGUGUAGCGGCUAUGCCUCCUGCUUUGGGGGGUCCCGUGGGGUACACACCCCCGGAGGGCGGGUGGGGCUGGGCGGUGGUGGCGGGAGCCUUCAUCUCCAUCGGCUUCUCCUACGCCUUCCCAAAAUCCAUCACCGUCUUCUUCAAGGAGAUCGAGGUCAUCUUCAACGCCACCAGCAGCGAGGUGUCCUGGAUCUCGUCCAUCAUGUUGGCGGUGACGUACGGAGGAGGUCCGGUCAGCAGUAUCCUGGUGAAUAAGUACGGCAGCCGUCCAAUCAUGAUGCUCGGUGGCUGCUUGUCUGGCUGUGGACUGAUUGCUGCAUCCUUCUGCAACACAGUACAGGAGCUCUACUUCUGUGUGGGAGUAGUGGGAGGCUUGGGACUGGCUUUCAACCUCAACCCUGCACUGACCAUGAUUGGAAAGUACUUCUACAAGAAGCGUCCAAUCGCCAAUGGCAUUGCCAUGGCGGGCAGCCCCGUCUUCCUGUCCACCCUGGCACCCCUCAACAGCUGGUUCUUUGAUCAUUUUGGCUGGAGGGGUAGUUUCCUCAUCCUGGGGGGGCUUCUGCUGAACUGCUGUGUGGCAGGGUCACUAAUGCGACCCAUUGGGCCCAAACCACAGCCAGCACUGAGGGACAAUACGAACAAGCCCAAACCAGUGGGCAAAGUCAAAGACAAGAGGACCGUUCUGCAGAAGAUAAACAGCUUCAUCGACCUCACCCUCUUCACCCACCGCGGAUUCCUCCUCUACCUCCUGGGCAACUGCAUCAUGUUCUUCGGCCUCUUCUCUCCCCUAGUUUUCCUCAGCAACUACGCCAAGAGCAAGGACAUUUCCAAGGACAAGGCAGCUUUCCUGCUGUCUAUCCUGGCCUUCGUGGACAUGGUGGCACGGCCCUCCAUGGGUCUGGUGGCCAACACCGCGUUGGUGCGACCUCGGGUGCAGUACUUUUUUGCCGCGUCUGUCCUGUACAACGGGGUGUGUCACGUGCUAGCGCCGUUAUCAGAAGACUACACCAGCUUCAUCAUCUACGCCGUCUUCUUCGGCUUCGCCUUCGGCUGGCUCAGCUCGGUGCUGUUCGAGACGCUCAUGGACCUGGUGGGGGCGCAGAGGUUCUCCAGCGCCGUGGGCCUGGUCACCAUAGUGGAAUGUGGGCCCGUGCUGCUGGGGCCCCCUCUGCUUGGCAAGUUCAACGACAUCUACCAUGACUACAAGUACACCUACUACGCCUGUGGGAUUAUCCUUAUGGUUGCCAGCGUCUUCCUUUUUGUGGGGAUGGGAAUCAACUACCGGCUGUUGGAGAAGGAGAAGAAAGAGGAGGAGAGGAGGGCCAAGCUGGAGGCCAAGGAGGCAGAAUCCAACGUGGACAAUGCGUUCAAGGAGAGAGAGAACGACGCGGACGUACUGACGGCCCUGAGAGCAGACGAGGACCCAAAAACCGCCGAAGACGUGGUCUAGCACCUCUCUCUCACGCGGGAAAGCUCCCCCAGAGGUCUUCUGUGCAAUCCAUGCUCAGUCAACCUGUGAUGAACGUCCAGUACAUUUCAAGAAUAACAAGCUGAAGACCAACUCCCCCACAGGUCCGGCAGGCAGUAGAGUUUAUGGAGUCAAAUUUUUCCCCUUACUCCUCUUGUGUUUACCUGACCUUUUGACCCCGGCUUCAUGCCCCUUUCCCACUGAUGCUGUAGUAGUGCAUGGGCCUCAUCUUCCUAACCACCGCUUCGAGCUGAGGUCCAAGCCCCUCAUUGUAUGGGUUCUGAACUGAAGAAAAAAAAUCCUUUUGAGUGACUUCCAUAAAAGGUCUCUUGAAAAUCUAUGAUGUGCUGUCAGCAAGCCCUUUCUGAGAAGCAUUAUCCCUGCUCAGCAUUUUGGACACUGAUAGCUUUUAUCUUAGAGAGUAUUUAAGGCUGGCCUGUGACCUCAUGACCCAGCAGCAUUAACAUGCGUAAGCUGCGUUCUCACCGAUUCCAGCGAGGACGCAUGAGGACGCACCCGACCCCCAAACUGUCCAUUUGAUGAGCUGUAAUAUGUACAUUAUUUAAGGCGGGUUCCGUGAAAUAGAUGGGAUCAAAACAAACAAGUGACAUAGCCUACCAUGGAACAGUGCCAGCAAUUGAUUGGAUAGAUGCACUGCGUCCUUGGUAUUGGCUCUCCGUUUUCAAAACUGGGACAAUAUGGCAGACCGUUCAACAACUUUCUUAUUUGACCAAAACAAUUCUCGAAAACAUGUUUCUGAAAACAUCUGUGGUGAGAAAUAGGCAAUGCAGAAUCUUGAUUCAUAUAUGAUUUGCAACACCUAGUUUGAAAGUUUCAACCGAGUUUCUCGAGCCAGGCACACUGGGCUGGACGGACUCAUUUGCAUAGAAUAAGGGUGGAGUACAUCCUACGCAAAUAUAGAACCGACGAAGGUACCACGCCACUUGCCGGACUGCAUCUGUCAUGCACUGCGCAGCCGCUACCUAGAAAACGAACGGAAUGUGUUGAGUGGCGGAAUCGGGAACGAGAACGUCUCGUUAGCUUGUUCCAUUGCCCUGUGAAGUACUAUGAAAACAUUAUCAGUAUCAUCUUUUGUAUUGGCACAGUCCCACUUUUACUUAGACAUUCAGAAGCAGGAAGACAAGGGCAAUUUCAAACAAUGCACUGAGAAAGAAGUGAAUAACAACGUAGGACACAGGGCUGCCUUUGUGAGAGAUAGAAAGCAAAGCAUUUACUUUUCUAACGUAUACUUAACGUAGUAGCACCUACCUAACGCAUGACCUUAAACACAUGCCUAUUAAACUUAUUGAAACAUGCUGUAUCGCCAAUAAUAACUUUCUGAAUAUGAUAUGAAUAAUCAUUUGCUUAAAUAUCCUUCAAUACAGGUUGGUUGAGACAAAUUUGCUAUAACAUCAAAGUCGAGAGGACAAUAUGUGUUUUUAUUUACACAUGUUAAAUUGUAUUUUCAAAAAUAAAGAAGAGAUCAAGCAAAAUACUUUUAAAGUCUGCUAGGCUACAGGGAUUCUGGUCUUCAACACCAACAGAUUUACUAUGUUGGCAAAGACUGAAGGCAAAUAGCUGGACUUUCAUUACAAAGAACACUUUAGAGCUCCAAAGGAUACUAUGCAUACGUCACAUUAUGCAGUGACAGAACAUGAUUCACACCUUGCAGUGUAGCACUUUUUUUGGAAAACAUGAGAAAUUAGCUUCUAUUCGCAGGCUGAGGUUGCUUUGAACUAUGCUUUGUUCCUGCCUGCAUACUCUUUACAUUUAGUUUUUGCAUUUGUUUUGCACAGGGCCUCAGCUAACCAGCUGAACUGUUUGAAUACUCGAGGUCCUCAUAUGUUCUCCAAUUAUUUUUGCUUGCCCCCUACCCCCCCCCCCCCCCCCCCCCAAAAAUGUGUCUAUAAAAUACUGUAUAUAUUUAAUGAUUUAAAAUAUUGCAUACACAUAUGAGGACUAUGAGGAUUCAUUUUACCCAGCUAGAAAUUAACAUUCUCGGAACAUUCUCUGAAAACAAUAUCUUUAAGUCAAAAGAGCAUUGUGGGAACACUCGUUGUUUUUUCCUGAAAAACAUUAAAAUAAUAGAAUCGGGGGUGGUAAUUCAGGUUCUUUUUUUUUUCCAGGAAUGUUAGUCAUACAAUUUUACCAUUUCAACAUUUUCAAUCAGAGCACGUCAAAUUACAGUUAUCAUUCUGUAUUUUCAUGACUAAAUGAUAACUAUCCAGAUGUUGCCUGGAACACUUUUCUGUUAGUUUUGAAUUUGUUUUGGAACAUAAUAAAUAUGUUCCAAGAUUGUAUGGGGACUGCUCUUCUCACAAUGUGACCUUACAACCAAAUAACAAUCUGACUGCAAUGUUCUCCGACUUUUUAAAUGGAUGUCACAUUAGCUGGGCAUGUAUACUGAUGAUUCUCUUUACAGAUAUAUUGCCUGUAAAGCACUUUGAUAUGACUACACAAAAAAGUGUCUUUGCACAUGUGUCUACUCAAUAUGAAGUGUUGUGUGUGUUUUGUGUGCAUGUGUGGGUAAAUGGGUAAUCAUAGGUAGGCUAUAUUGUUUCAAAUUUUUUCACAUACUUCUUAGGCACUUUUUAUGCACUUUUCACAUUUGCUAUUUUAAUUUGGCAACGUCACAUUCCUGUUUGACUGUAAAUACAGAAACAUCCCUUCAAAUUAUUUUCUCCUUAGGAAGUGGAAAUAUGAUGACAAUACUCUAAUUGGAAUCUAUUCAACUGAUUUUCAGACUAAUCACAAAAGUAUAAAUGUUAAGUUACAGUAGUGGAAUGCUAAAUCAUCAUAGUGCAAGCCAGUGUGUAGUGCUGGAUUUGUACACAAAACCAUGUUGGUCUUGAUUACUGUAGAUCCACUGUACCCAUUUGUGUUAACUACACAAACAUUUCCAUUUGGAAAUAACUAAAGGUUUAAUUUAAAAAUAUUGUUUGGUUUUAAAUAAAACUGACCUCCAGCUAUAGCCAAAAUAAUUUAAUGUAAGCUGGUCCUCUUGUUAAAAAUAAAUAAUUUAAUGUGGUUGUGAAAGCACCACAUUAGAUGCAUUAAAGUAGAAUCAGUGAGUCAUCUGCUGAUAGCUGGUCUUUGCUAAAAUGUUCAAAACUGUUCAUCUUGGAAAGCAGGCUAUGGAUCAGUGUGUGUUCUCAAGAUAAGUUCUCCACUUAUCCUAUUUGUAGCUUACAAUUUGCAAGUGCCUGGGCAUGCAGUUUUUAUGAAAAGGGCAAUUUUGUCUGGUUUCUCAGUCUGUGUUCCACUGUGUCCCCCAUCCACCCCCCCCCCCCCCCCCCCCCCAGCCCCAAUCACGGUCCUGUCUUUUAUCUUGCCGGAACCGCUUUUGAGUUUUGUAUUUAAAGCUUAGUAGACAACAUGCUACAUGCAAAAUGCUCUUCAAAUGUAAGCGGAAGUAUCUUGCUGUCAUUUCUAGUAUGUUAUAAACAAUGGCACCUUUGGAAUUUGAUUGGCCACCCCUAUUUUUCAUUGCGCUGAGUCGAGUAACAUUAUCUGCUGCACUUAGCUACUGGUGAUGUGAUUGGCUACCAUGUAGGCUUCCUUUUACCUGUCUCAGGUGCACAAGAUCAAAACGGGACCAAGAGCUGGGUUCAUUUAAAUAAGUGCCUUUGAAUGUACACCAUGGAAUAUAUUUGCUGAAACUCAGAAACAAAUUGAACACGUUUUUUCUUGAACCAGCCUUUGAGGUGAACGUGUCUCUGAGUUUUGUGCACAUAGCAAUGUUUAUAACAAUGACAAUUCAAACAUUUUAAUAUCUAAGAAUAGGUUUAUGUACAUUUAUGUGUAGCAAAAGCAGUAUUUGUGUGUACAUUUGUACGGACACAUUUUGAUGCUAUUCUUUUAAUGUGCAUUUAAAUGUUAUAGGAUGUCAACCCAUGACAGCAUAUGAUUUGAUGAGCUGGAUUGUUUGUUAUUAGCCACAGAUGUAUUUUUUUUUCAUGAUCUGUAGUAUGUCUCUCACAAAGACAAGUUUACUCAUGUACUAACAUAUUUUAUGAGAAAUGUGUGAAAAUAAUGUAGGCACUUACAGAACACUUAACAUUAUUGAUAUUUAUCUCAGAUUUCUGUAGGAAAGGUGACAGCCAGUGGGGUUUUUUAAAAAAAUACUACUGCAUAAACAAGCUGAGCCUUAGAUUUGUGUGUUGAACUGUACAACUUAUUUUUUUUAAUGAGAGCUAGAGUACAUUGUUUUAUUCACAAUUAAUUUUUAAAAAUUAGUAAAUAAAAAGUGAAUACAUAAUAUCAUUACAAACUUUCUUGGUAUGAACGUUGAUUGGUGUGCUAGUUCCCAUGUAUAGCUGUGAGACCACUGUAGUGCCAAAAUACAGUAGCAAAUAAAAAAAUAUGAAGGAUUUUAAUAUAGAGUCAGCUGUGAUGUUUGAGUUUUUACUUGUAUGUACCUGUAUGUAUGUACUCCGAAUGAGUGAAUGAAUAAACUGUUAAACAUG